UCCUUGCAUCAGAACAACCCCCCGAUACCGGAAAGCCUUCCAUUCACGUCUCAACGCCGCACGUACCAAAAGGGGUAUGAAACCCAAAACGAUAAAAGACGCAUCUCCAGGUCGAUGCUGAAUCAGUGUGUUUUGUUCGGUGCUAGUGGGCGAAGAAGUUUACUGUGUACUAUAAUUUCUCGCCUUUUUUCCGCCGAUUUAGAUUAAACGGAUUCGUGCGAAGUGGUUCGGAGCUUGUGUUUGUUGAUAAGAGAAAACCAACUAUAAACAAGGUAGACACGAUGGAGGUGAAGCUGACUCUGCUGGUUGUUAGUUUGCUCGUUUCGGCUGUAGUUGGACAGCUUGAGGUUCAAAAGUGCAAGAAAGGAGCCAUCCCGAACAAGCUGGAAAUCGAGGGCUGCACCAAGGCUCCGUGCCAGAUCGUCAACGGACAGAACUUGCGCUUCAAAGCCGAGUUCACCAAUCCCAAGGCCACCAAAACUCUGACCGCCAAGGUGAUUGCCCGGGUCGCCGGAUUAAUCAUCCCGUACGAGCUGCCGGCGGAGCACCGUGAUGGGUGCAAGAAGCUGACCAAUGCCAAGUGUCCCCUAGCCGACAACCAGAGCGUAGAAGCAGCCGGCGAUGUUCCCGUUGAUUCUCCGAUUUCCAACGUCAAGGCCAACAUCGAAUUCCAGCUGCAUGCGGAUUCGGGCAUUGCCGUGUGCUUCAAGAUCGAUGCCAAAAUUGUGAAGUAGUAAUAUAAAAGGCCUUGCCUUUUGGUGAGAAGGAAA
Aedes albopictus (Asian tiger mosquito) is the source of this 770-nucleotide messenger RNA. Its product is annotated as mite group 2 allergen Lep d 2. Bases 282 to 734 code for a protein of 150 amino acids. The transcript is spliced from 2 exons. The record is from RefSeq and is a predicted model, not a curated record. Gene Ontology annotation, molecular function: sterol binding. Lineage: Eukaryota; Metazoa; Arthropoda; Insecta; Diptera; Culicidae. Gene Ontology annotation, biological process: sterol transport.